GUCGUUGUAAGAUACGUAAAGGCCACGGAGGCGUUGGUGGGGCACUAAUCCAGGCAUCAAGAGAAGUCCUUGAAAGAUGGUCUUAACUGGUACAGGAGGAGAUUGACUUUCAGGUUCACACCAAGCAAAAUGGCUGCCUCUUCGUCAUCCUCUUCAGCCGGUGGCAUUAGUGGGAGCUCUGUAACUGGAUCUGGGUUCAGUGUCUCAGACCUUGCCACGCCACGGAAAGCUCUCUUUACCUACCCCAAAGGAGCUGGGGAAAUGUUAGAAGAUGGCUCGGAGAGAUUCCUCUGUGAAUCAGUUUUCAGCUACCAGGUUGCAUCCACAUUAAAGCAAGUGAAGCAUGAUCAGCAGGUUGCUCGGAUGGAAAAACUUGCUGGUUUAGUUGAAGAACUGGAAGCAGACGAAUGGAGGUACAAGCCCAUAGAACAGCUUCUGGGGUUCACUCCUUCAUCGGGUUAAAAGCCUGCAGUUUGUGGAUGUGAAAAGAUAAAGCGCUUGCGUAACUCUGUUCUAAAACGCUUGGAUAUUCUCCCAGCAGUGUAGUGAAGAAUAAUCCAUGGCGGAUGUUCCUGUUAUCAGAUCCAGUGAACUGCAGCCGCACAACAGUUUUGCAAAACCCUUUCAGACUAACCUUUGUUUCAGGAGGGUGUGAUUUCUGUAACCAAGAAACUGCAAUCUGUUUUGGAAAACUGUCUGUUUGGCUUAAGUGAGAGUUGUGUUACGCUCUGUUGAACGCACCAAAGGUGAAUGCAUGCUCCAAGCACAUCAGUCUAAAGCAUCCACGGUGAGAGGCUUGCAAGAUAAGUUCAUCGAGAAGAUUUAUUGCCCCACAGGAUAAAUGGCAGCUGAUACCAAGAGCUGCUCCUCAGAGUUCGUUUUCAGGCCCUGCAAAUGAAUGUGAAUCUUGCAGACUUGUUUGUGAGGCAUGAAGAGGGGGGCAUCAGACAUGAAGGACUGCACAUUGUCUUGUAUCAAGCACUCCAGAGCAAGCAGUAGAGCUAGUAAGGUGGGGAAAUCAAAUUCCUCUGUGUUCUUCUUCUUGUCCCUCCUACUCUUUGUUUACUCAGUGCUACUCUCAGGGACUUCCUUUCUUCCAGCUCACUCCUUUUCUGUUUCCACUUCUGUGUAGUAAUCUCCACGAGGGCAAGGUGUGCUCUUAGCAUCUGUCCUUAGCCUAGAUAGGUAGUGAGAAUGCCUGUUCUUCCCUUUCCUAUAAAGUUCCUUAACAAUAAAAGGUGUCCUUUUCUCUCUUAAAGCAAAAAGUGUUGUGUGGACUUUAUUCCUAAAGCAGCCUUUCCCUUUUACUGUGCAAAUCAAAACAAUGCUAAAGAGACUUGCAAGCAAGGAGUCAAACUGAGCCCAAAGUGGUUCAGAGAGGUUUUUUCAGCUAACAGGAACUGAAUUUGAAUCUAAAAUCUCUGUUGCUUUGGGCCAGACCUUGAACUGAAGCCAUAAAUACAAAAAGUUGUAAACGGUUCUGUAGUUGGAAUCUCCCAAAUGCCUUUUGAGAGAUGGUGAGGGUUCCUGUCUGUUACAGCUGUAUCUGGAGAACUCGUAUUUCCCAGUGAGUCAUCUGAAAAGAGGAGGAGUGGGAGAGGUGGAGGCUUGUCCAGCAACAAGGCCUCAGUGUGGAGGGUUCCCAAACUGAGUCUAGACACUCAUUUUCUGCAGUCACACGCAUUGAGUAAUCCACUUUCAGUGCGUUUUCCAAC
Messenger RNA from Gekko japonicus, 1715 nucleotides. RefSeq names its product anaphase promoting complex subunit 16 (gene ANAPC16). The transcript has 5 exons. Lineage: Eukaryota; Metazoa; Chordata; Lepidosauria; Squamata; Gekkonidae. The record is from RefSeq and is a predicted model, not a curated record. The coding region runs from base 130 to 462 and encodes 110 amino acids. Gene Ontology annotation, biological process: protein ubiquitination. Gene Ontology annotation, cellular component: cytosol; kinetochore; anaphase-promoting complex.